CAAGGAGACUUGUACCAUGAACGUGGAGGACACGGAUGAGUCACUUUUGGGAUAUUUCGACGACGAAGACGACCUGAACGCCGAGGACGGAGUCAUGGGCUUCAGUGGCUCCCCGCCUGGAGAGGUCAAACCUCGCAUCCUGCUGAUGGGUCUGCGAAGGAGUGGCAAGUCCUCCAUUCAGAAGGUGGUUUUCCAUAAAAUGUCUCCAAAUGAAACGCUGUUCCUGGAGAGCACCAACAAGAUCUGCAGGGAGGACGUCUCCAGCAGUUCCUUCGUCAGCUUCCAGAUCUGGGACUUCCCUGGUCAGAUUGAUUUCUUUGACCCCACCUUUGACUAUGAAAUGAUCUUCAGAGGCACUGGAGCGCUGAUCUUUGUUAUCGACUCGCAGGAUGAUUAUGUGGAGGCGCUGUGCAGGCUGCAUCUCACAGUGACACGGGCAUACAAAGUCAAUCCAGACAUUAACUUUGAGGUCUUCAUUCAUAAAGUGGACGGCCUGACGGACGAGCAUAAGAUUGAGAAGCAGAGGGAUAUUCACAAACGCUCCAACAACGACAUCGCAGAUUCAGGACUGGAGCAAAUACAUCUGAGUUUCUAUUUAACCAGUAUAUACGACCACUCCAUAUUUGAAGCAUUCAGCAAAGUCGUCCAGAAGCUCAUUCCUCAGUUGCCUACUCUGGAAAACCUUCUAAACAUCUUCAUAUCUAACUCCGGUAUUGAGAAGGCCUUCCUUUUAGAUGUGGUCAGUAAGAUUUACAUCGCCACAGACAGCAGUCCAGCCGACAUGCAGACUUAUGAACUUUGUUGUGACAUGAUUGACGUCGUCGUUGACAUCUCUUGCAUCUACGGUCAUGUCUCCACAUUUGGUGACCUUCCACAUGAUGAACAUGUCCACCUGCAACGACCGCUUAUGCAUAUACAAGGAAAAUAUUAUAAAUGGAGUAAAUAUUCCAAAUGUGCAUCCCUUUGAAGGAAUCUUUGACGUGAGGACAAUGUUUUCAGUCAAUAAUGCUGCAGUAUAUUAGUGCAUUUGGUCAUUGACUUUUUGUUUUACGCUGCAACGUGUCUUGUCAAUCUGUGUUUACCAUCUUUAAACCAUGACAUUUAUGACUUAUUAGGUUAUGAUAUUCACGCUAACAUGUAUUUAAAUGGUGUUAUGUGCUUACACAUGAGUGGGAUAGCAUGUGAAAUACACACUAAAUCCACACGCUGCAGGAUUCAGAAGUCUACCAGGGCACACGCCUUGUCACACGGGCACCUCUUGAUGCCAGCGAGGCAGCUAACGUCAGUGCUAUCUGUGCCGCCACGGUUAAGAUUCCCGACUUUUGGCAACACGUGUUUUCAGCAGAUGGAAGCCCAGUUCCAACUGCGAGGAAUAACACAGGACAUGACAAAGUAUUUCCAUACACUGAAACGAUCUGACGGACAGUUUUAGUGGUUUUGAAAGCGUGACUCUUUCAUGCUGUAGAUGUACUUUCAAACCGCUAACCGGCCCAUGCUAGACACAAGUAUUAGUUUUCACAAAACUUGCUGCUUCAGUGUACAGUAUUUAGAUGUUUUUGUCAGAUGACAUUAUGUUGUUCCCCAAGCCACUUGGUUGUGACUUUUGCCUUUGGAGGCAUUGUUUGUCACUAAACCGUUCUUGGUUGGGAUGUUGUCUAGGUAGCAUUCUUUAUCCGUGGUUGUGUUCUUAGGCAAAAUAGGGAGUCAUCCCACUCCCUCGGCUGAGAAGCAACCCCACAUAUGAAUGCUUUUCUGUUGGCAUGACACAGGACUGAUGGUCCGGAUGCCCCUAACAACCAGAAAUGCUUUUGGCCCCGUCUUCUGAGUCUUAGAGCAGAUGCACUCAUGCCUGCAACCAUUAAGCAAUGAUGACUGCACGUGUUUCCUUGCAGGGAAGCAUGGUUAACAGAGGAAAAACAAAGAUUUCAAGCACCGCCCUCCCAUUUUAAAGCUUCCAGUCUCUUAUUGCCGCUCGGUCAGGAUGACAGAGUCGUCUCCAGCCUUUGUCCUUGUCAACGCUCUCACCUACUGUGUGCUAAGCAGACCCUCGCUAACAUGAUGGCAGCUCAUUCUUUUGUGGCAGACCUGAAAUGAAAGUUCAUUUUUAUGACGAAGAUAGACUUUGUCUCUCUCUCUUCACAACAUUCUGGAAUAUAUGCAUAAAAACUGUGGCAGCAAGACUUCAUAAAAUGAAUAUUUGUGUCAUUGUCAAAACUUUAGGCCAUGACGGUUCACUUGUGGCCUGCUCUACUAAGAUCCUAAAUUUUGUGAGCAAGCUAACAAAUUGCACAUACGUUUAGGGGGUGUGUUGCCAAUGACUGCUUGUGCAAUUUUGAAGAGGCGCAGACCGCCCUAUUUAAGUUCACGUUAAGUUAAGUUAUUUGAGUUCAUGGAGGUGGAGGUGGAGGAUGCCAUCUCCAGCAGAGACAUGGCAUCAUCAUAACAAUGCUACAGUGUAAUGCUGUAUUUUGUCAUUUCAUGUUGUGUUGUGGAUUGUCCCAAUAAUCCAUUAAACUAUUCAUCGAACAAUUAAAAACAAAAGAAGUGGAUAAUUAUGCCACCCUCCAUAAAUUGACGCAUGUUUGUAUGUGAGUGUGUUUCAUCUGCUCAUCUCUCUGUGCCACACAGGCCGGAUGACAAGAGGGUUCACUCUGAGUGGAUACAGAAUGCUGGCAUCAAGCCAGCACCAAAUUAGCCUGGUGAGAAAGCAUGAAUGAAGGCAUAGACGCAAUGGUCUCUAUAUUUGGGUUUUAAACAGAAUGAACAAAGUCAGUGCACGAACCCAGACGAACCGAUAUGUGGCAUUUAUUGGAAAGUAGUGACGAGGAAGCAGGGGAACACCACCAACUUGUAUGCGCACCUGAAACACAACCAUCCUUUUCAGGGGGGAAAAACCAGCAGAGCCUUUGUCCCAACAAUGGACAUAUAAACAAAAUGGUGCGCGCUCACAGACAACGUCGCUCCCUGCAUUGCAAAAGAAAUGCAACCAUUCAACACGGUUCUACGGCACACAUUUUAUGCCAUGUAAUUCAUGAAAAAAUGCUCUCAUAAGCGUUGUCGAUAACGUUGAUUAUCGGCAAUAAUUUGUAGCAAAAUCAUCCACCAGCAAAAUUUGCCUCGUUGUGUUAGCGCCGAGCGUUUUCAUUGGCAAAACAAAACGCACCAAGCAUCUGUCAAUUUCAGAUUCACCGACUUAGAUUUUAGUUUGUGAUUGAUUGAAGCAAAACGAUAAAGUUUCAGGCGGCCGUCCCUCAGCUUCUCAUGGCUCCUUCCCAAGACGUCUGCUCGCUUUCAGCUUGGAAUCAUCCCUAUACUGUCCCCACCCACCUUGGCUGAAGGAAAGUGUGGUCUUAGAUGUCUCCACUUGACAACACAUCCCGACCUGGCUCCAUCGAUGCUUUUCCACUCGUGAUACCACCUAGCCACCCUGUGACGCUUUAAAGACGACCAUUACACUUGUAUCCUGUGAUGCAAUAUAAUAGUCACAUGACAUGCUGGAAUGUAGUGGUAAAAGGUCCAUCCAGCAUAUUCAUGUAUCACGUGUGUGUGUUUUCCAUAGGAGAUCGGGCAUGGCUGCUCCAAAUCCGCCCUUCGUUGCUGGAUAGACCGUACGUCUCUCUUAUUUUAUUUUCUGACAGUCCAGAUGUUCUCUGUCUCGGUCGUCUGCUUGCGUCCAUGCUUCUUUCUUGCCACAAUGAGCGGCGGUGUGCAACACUGUGCCGUGCUGAAAAAAGAUGCCAAAACACCGACCACACACAGGUUUCAGCUUUGAUAUCACAUUGCAGGGGCGUCUCUGCUUGCAAAUAUUUAGUGUUCUGAUCAUCUGCAUGUGGAUUCUGCUUACUCAUGAAGACAAACACAUUUGACAGACGCAAUCCUUGUUUGUAGGUCAGCUUUGCGCACGCUACCAAGCAUGCAUGUGUUUUAUCCACGCAAACCUUUGGUAGAUCAGGCCCGUACGUGUAAUAUUCCAAACGUGGCUGCUUGGUUCACAGGAAGGACAUGAGUGUGUGUCUCUUGGCAAUGUCACUACACGGGCUUGCUCUUGAACUGAGCCAAACUCAGCCUGAAGCUGGUGGAUAUUCCCCAAACAUCACACUUAGCUAUGGAAGAGGUACAUCGUGUGAAUCACAUUUUUAGUUCAAUGUGAAUGUCCAACGAUUGUUGCAGUGGGGGAAUGUCCCCAUCUUGACAAAUAGCCUGGACAGCACAUCUCCAUGUUUUUUCACUUGACGUAAGUAUGAGAAGCUUGUCGUAAAGAAGCCUGGCAUGCCCUGUGCUUGGAAAGCUCGGCUAUCCCUCGGCCAACAAACGAAGCCCUUGAAACAACUCUUCUUCUUUCUCAAUUCAUUUUGUGUGUUUGUGUGUGUUUAUUUCAAACGUGCAUCCAAAGUUGCAUUGAAAUGCAUCACAGUGCACGUGCAAGUCAACAAUUCACACUUCAACAUGGGAGCAGGAAGAAGCAGAGCUGAUAGAAUCCUACCCCCUCUCCGGGUGCAAGUCUUCCAGUUCUUAUGUUGUAAAGUGUGCUUAUUUGUGCCUACGUUGCUGAGGUUGUCCUGCCAGUCCCACACUGUAAUCCUCCAUAGGAUUGUCCACAUGGGAACAUUCUUGGGAUCUUUUUUUGGGCGGGUUGGAAAAAAAGGUGUGUCCACACUGUGCCGGAUUAGUAAAUAUUUGCGUCCAGACGGGAACGGAUCACUGGGUGAAAAGAAUGUACUACACAAGGCGCAGCUGCGUGUGGCGCUGUAAGCAAACACUGACACUAAAUGAUAAAAGAAGAAAGAAUGAACGCGCACAGGUCCAUCGUCUUCCGCUUUCCAAGGCUCAUCUAGACUCACCACAAAGUGGAAUUCCUUCUGCGAGUCAUUUUGGAGAAUAAGACAAGAUAUCAGGAGAAUGUGGACUGAGGUGAGUCAUGCCAGUCCAAAUAUUCAGAUAUUAUGUUGGCUUGUCAUCAGAGCUCACUGCUGGCCACGAUUUGAAAUACAGCAGCUGCAGCACAAACAAAGAAGAAGAAGUGCCCACAUCGGGUGUGUGUGUGUCGGUGGGGGGUGGGGGGGGCAACCAGUUAAACCAUUUCUUU
Messenger RNA from Dunckerocampus dactyliophorus (ringed pipefish), 5086 nucleotides. RefSeq names its product ras-related GTP binding D (gene rragd). NCBI's taxonomy places the organism in Eukaryota, Metazoa, Chordata, Actinopteri, Syngnathiformes, Syngnathidae. Gene Ontology annotation, biological process: regulation of autophagy; cellular response to amino acid stimulus; cellular response to starvation. The transcript has 6 exons. Gene Ontology annotation, molecular function: GTP binding; GTPase activity. Gene Ontology annotation, cellular component: Gtr1-Gtr2 GTPase complex; lysosome; nucleus. The coding region runs from base 17 to 967 and encodes 316 amino acids. The record is from RefSeq and is a predicted model, not a curated record.